Molecule: messenger RNA, 3121 nt
Organism: Rhincodon typus (whale shark)
Lineage: Eukaryota; Metazoa; Chordata; Chondrichthyes; Orectolobiformes; Rhincodontidae
Gene: pyroxd2
Product: pyridine nucleotide-disulphide oxidoreductase domain 2
Exons: 16
Coding region: 69-1808 (579 amino acids)
Molecular function (GO): oxidoreductase activity
Source: RefSeq, a predicted model, not a curated record
CAUAGUAUCUCCUCCUGUUGGAUUCUGGUUACAGUGAAACUUUAUUUUCUGCAGAAGAUUAAUUUACAAUGGCGAUCGCUUCAGUCCGGUGCAGGAUUUGCAAUGUCCUUCUGAACGCCUCUGUCAACAGAAGCUGGAGUUCCGAAGCGACACUCCGGCCUCAGUACGACGCUGUGGUUAUAGGCGGAGGUCACAAUGGGCUUAUAGCUGCAACGUACCUACAGAAAGCUGGAGUGAACACGGCCGUGUUAGAGAAGCGCCAUGUCAUCGGUGGGGCUGCUGUGACAGAGGAGCUCAUUCCAGGUUUCAAGUUUUCCCGUGCAUCUUAUGUGCUCAGUUUGCUGAGACCUCAGAUCUACAAAGAUUUAGAGCUGAAGAAACAUGGAUUAAAGAUACACAUCCGGAACCCAUCUUCCUUCACUCCGAUGUUGGAGGAUGGAGUUGGAAGGAAACCACCUCGCUCACUCCUGAUGGGCAAUAAUAUGGAAGAGACCCAGAAACAAAUUGCACAGUUUUCAGCUAAAGAUGCACAGUCGUACGCUGAAUAUGAGGCUUUCAUCAAUCACAUGGCCUUGUCCGUGGAACCUCUACUGGAUGCAGUACCCGUGGAUGUCCCAUCACUAACUGGUGGCUCACUGAUACAGAAGAUACGGUCUCUACACACUCUCAAACCUCUCAUCCAAGCAGGUUUUAAGCUGGGGAGACAUAUUCCACAGUUCUACGAGCUACUGACAGCUCCAAUAUCCAAAAUUCUAAAUCACUGGUUUGAAUCAGAACCUCUGAAGGCGACUCUGGCUACUGAUGGAGUUAUUGGUGCAAUGAUAAGUCCACAGGCUGCAGGCAGUGGGUAUGUACUGCUUCAUCAUGUGAUGGGGGAGCUCGAGGGGAUUAAAGGGGCUUGGGGUUAUGUGGAAGGUGGAAUGGGUGCACUUUCCGAAUCCAUCGCCAGUGCAGCUACAGAUCAUGGAGCCUCAAUCUUUACAGAGAAGGUAGUGGAUUCCAUUCUCGUGGACUGUCAUGGGAAAGCACAGGGAGUUGUGUUGCAAGAUGGAACUGAGAUAAGAAGCAAAGUGGUUUUAUCCAAUGCCACUGCUCAUGUGACCUUCCUCCAGCUGACACCGAAGGAAUCACUGUCCAGAGACUUUAUUAAGGAAGUUUCAUCCAUCGACUACACUUCUCCCGUUACAAAGAUCAAUGUUGCAGUGGAUCGCUUGCCAAACUUCCUGGCUGUACCUAGCAAUGAUGGGAUACCUCCUUCACAGCGUAUAGCUGGUACCAUUCAUUUGAACUGUGAGGACAUGGCCUAUAUCAAAGAGGCUUAUGAGGAAGCCUGCCAGGGCAUUCCAUCCACCAGACCGUUGUUGGAGUUAUGUAUCCCCUCGAUUCUGGAUCCUACCAUCGCUCCACCAGCCUGUCAUGUCAUCUCUAUCUUCACCCAGUACACACCAUACUAUCUACAAGGAGGUAAAGAGUGGGAUGAACUGGAGAGGAAUCGCUACGCUGAUAGAGUGUUCGACUGCAUUGAGCAGUAUGCUCCAGGAUUCAAGUCCUCUGUGAUUGGGCGUGAUGUCUUGACACCACCAGACCUGGAGAAAGUGUUUGGCUUAACUGGAGGGAAUAUUUUCCAUGGAGCAAUGUCACUUGAUCAGCUGUAUAUGACUCGACCUCUACCCUCAUACUCGAACUACAGAUCACCUGUCAAAGGCCUUUACCUGUGUGGCAGUGGAGCGCACCCAGGAGGUGGAGUGAUGGGAUCAGCAGGCCGUAAUGCAGCAUGUGUUGUCCUUUCUGACCUCAGACGGGUUUAACGGACCCUCUUGCCAGGGCUGUUGGCUUUGAAUACACCUCAACAAAAGAAUAUGCUCACGCAGUCUACGUGUUCAGCGCUUAGAAUGAUUUUUGAAUAGGGAAAUAAAAUUAAUAUCAGUCCAUAGCAUCAGAGAGGAGCACAGGACAGAAUUGAACCAGGCUUGGGCCUUUCAAAGAGUGAGACAGUUAGCCCCUAUAUUCCUGACUUUUUCUUUAUCAAGCAUUUAUCCAAUCCUCUUUGGAAUGCUACUAUAGAUUCCACAUCCGGCACCUUGCAAGACAGCACAUUUCAGAUUCCAAUCACUCCUGGUGUAACAGAGGGAGUACACAAUGAGCAAAAGGACCCUCGGAAGUAAAAAGAAUCAGAGGGACCUUGGUGUGCAAGUCCAUAGAUGCUUGAAGUCAAGAGGACAGUUAGGUAAAAUGGUUAGAAAGGCAUGCGGGACACUUCCCUUUGCUCGUUGAGGCAUUGAAUACAAGAGUAGGGUGGUUAUGGUAAAACGCUAGUUCGGCCACAGCUGGAGUACUGAAUGCAGUACAGCUCUGUUGAAGAGUCAUCUAGACUCGAAACAUUAGCUUGCUGUCUCUCCACGGAUGCUGCCUGACCUGCUGUGAUUUCCAGCACUUUUUGUCUUCUGUUUUCAGUACCGUGUGCAGUUCUGCUCACCACACUGUAGGAAGGAUAUGAUGGUACUGGGUUCACCGGGACUGAGCUUACCUGGCCUGCAGCAGUUUAGCUUCUGAGAGAGUCUGGACAGGCUGGGGAUGUUCUACGUGGAGCAGAGAGGGCUUAGGGGGAAACUCGAUUGAGGUGCACAAAAUUGUAAGGGGCAUCGACAGGGAAAAACUUUUCCCCUUUGAAGAAGGGUCAAUUAACCAGGGGCUCAGACUUAAGGGAAGGAGCAGGUUAUAGAGUUUAGAGGGGAUUUAAGGAAGAAUGUUUUCACACAGAGGUUCAUGAGUAAAAGGUGACAGAGGCAGGAACCCUCAGAACAUUGAAGAAAUAUUUUGAUGACCACUUGAAAUUGUGCACAAGGCUUAGGGCCAAGUGUUGGAAAAUGGGAUUAGAAGAGAUAGCUUUUUGAUGACUGGUGUGGACACAAUGGGCUGAAUGGUCUGUUUCUGCGAUGUGCAACUCUAUGAUGCUAAGAGCUAUACUGCUUUAUCUAAUAAAACAUGAAGUAACCCUUCUAAUUUUCAGGUUCUGAAUUAAAUGUGAUAAUCUGUGCAAGCAGAAUGCAAAUUUCAAGAAAACAUGCAAAUUACUUAUGGAGGUUUGACCUAUUUGUCAUUAAAAGCUGUGAUAAACCAA